Molecule: messenger RNA, 210 nt
Organism: Gongylonema pulchrum
Lineage: Eukaryota; Metazoa; Nematoda; Chromadorea; Rhabditida; Gongylonematidae
Source: the annotation of a GenBank genome assembly
AUGGACGGCCGGCUGCAAGUUUCAACGCGCAAAUGUUUCCCACAUGUUAUGUAUUGUCAGUUGUGGCGUUAUCCGGAGGUCACGUCAACUCAGCAGCUAAAGGCAGUGCCGCACUGUCGUUAUCCAUAUAGCAAAAGACUGGAUUUUGUUUGUGUCAAUCCAUAUCACUAUGAGAAGGUUGAAACACCCGGUGCGUUACUUUUGUAUUGA